AUGUGGUUUUUGAGCAGAAAAGGAGCAUCUGGGUUCUCAGCUUCGUCCACAGCUGAAGAAGUUACACAAGGGAUUGAUGGCUCUGGUCUCACUGCCAUUGUCACAGGAGCAUCAAGUGGGAUUGGAGCAGAAACAGCUCGGGUGCUUGCAUUACGUGGUGUUCAUGUAAUCAUGGCGGUGAGGAAAAUGGAAGCUGGCCGGGAGGUGAUAGAAGCAAUAGUUAAGGGAAACCCUACUGCAAAAGUUGAUGCUAUGGAAUUGGAUUUAAGCUCAAUGGCAUCAGUAAAUAAAUUUACAGCAGAUUUCAAAUCCUUGGAUCUUCCCUUGAAUCUUCUCAUUAAUAAUGCAGGAAUCAUGGCAACACCAUUCAUGCUUUCCAAAGACAACAUAGAACUCCAAUUUGCUACAAACCAUGUGGGUCAUUUUCUUUUGACGAAUUUACUAAUGGAAACCAUUAAAAAGACAGCACGUGAAAGUAGGAAAGAAGGAAGGAUUGUGAAUGUCUCAUCACGCAGGCACCAAUUCUCAUACCCAGAAGGGAUUCGUUUUGCUAAACUUAAUGAUUCAUCUGGGUAUAACAGUUUAUCUGCAUAUGGUCAGUCAAAGCUUGCAAAUAUUUUGCAUGCUAAUGAGCUUGCAAGACAGCUAAAGGAAGAUAUGGUGGAGGUAACUGCAAAUUCAGUUCAUCCAGGAUUGAUAGCCACCAACCUUUUUCGGCAUUACAGCUUUGUCACAGGUAUUGUUGGUCUUGUUGGUAAAUACAUCAUAAAAAAUGUUCAGCAGGGGGCAGCAACUACAUGCUAUGUAGCGUUGCAUCCUCAAGUUAAAGGCAUCAGCGGCCACUAUUUUGCUGACAGCAACAUGGCCAAGGCAAGCUUACAAGCAAAUGAUGCCGAGUUGGCUAAGGAACUGUGGGACUUCAGCUUAGAUUUGGUCCGCAGAGGCUCAAAUCCUUCAUAA
This is a messenger RNA of Dovyalis caffra, 960 nucleotides long. Lineage: Eukaryota; Viridiplantae; Streptophyta; Magnoliopsida; Malpighiales; Salicaceae. The record is from the annotation of a GenBank genome assembly.